Molecule: messenger RNA, 1026 nt
Organism: Brenthis ino (lesser marbled fritillary)
Lineage: Eukaryota; Metazoa; Arthropoda; Insecta; Lepidoptera; Nymphalidae
Source: the annotation of a GenBank genome assembly
AUGAGUGCCAAAAAGGGUUUUGAAACAAAAGUUUUAGAGGACGAGAGCGCAGACCUCGGUUUCCAUUCUGGACCGUUGAGUGAACAGCUGUUGUCUUCCGAGGAAUUGAAUACUAGAGAAGACGUUCCAGUGGAAAGUGAUAAAAAAGUGAUCAGUGAAACAGAGAUCGACAGUGGUUUGGACUUGUGCUUGUCAGAGCCUCUGUCUAAUAUUAGCCUUAGUGAAUCUACUCCCACGGCCCAGGGACAGGGUCCUUUAAUUUAUAUUGACGACAAAAAACACCAAGAUAUCCAACUACUCACAAUUUUAUUUCAGCAAGACGACGAUGGGGAUACGCAGCUACACAUCGCAGCAGUACAUGGUUGCCAAAAAUCUGUCGGUACCCUAAUAAGGGUGUGUCCAGACAAGGCGUGGCUAGAUAUACCAAACGACUAUGGUCACACUCCACUACACCUCGCUGCCAUGAGCGGCCAUGCCGUCGUGGCCAGGAUGCUGGUCAGGGCGGGAGCCUCCAUAGGCGCCAGAGACGUCACAGGAGAAACGCCCCUACACAAAGCAGUCGCCAUCAGGAGUCAAGAGUGCAUUCAAGCACUCAACCCGGUGCCGGAACACCCGACGAGGCUUUCGACUGUAUUAAAUCAGAAGAAUUACAAAGGUCAGUGCUGCGUGCACCUCGCGGCGACGGCGGGCUACACCGACAUGCUGCAGCAGCUCGUAUACCUCGGCGCGGAUAUUAACGCUAGAGACGGACUGGGCGGAUGGACGCCACUGCACAUCGCGGCGCGCCGCGGUGACGUGGCCACGGUGCAGUUCCUGCUGCGCGUACCCGCCGUGCAGCGCGCCGCGCGCGACUACGCCGGCCGCGCGCCGCGCCGCCUCGCACGCCGCACGCGCGCUCACGCGCUCUUCCCCGACGACAACGAUGACGACGAAGAUGAUGAUGAGCGGUGUCCGUGCUUGUCGGACAGCGAAGGCGAGACUUUCUUCGAGAAGUACCUGCAGAGCGGCAACCCUAUCAACGUCGCC